AUGCCAAUGGUUGAUGAUGUAUGUGUUCAUGUGUACUCCCCAAGUACUAAUACUUGGAGACAUCUCAACAGUUAUCUGUCGCCUGAAUGUUUGCGGCGUUGUUUUGGGAUCGGAGCAUACUCAGAUGGAGUUUAUUACUGGUGGGCUGGUACUGGGGUCCUUGCAUUUGACAUGGGCAAUGAGGUUUUCCGAGUGAUAUCUGUUCCUUUUAUUCUUCCAUCAGGGGUUGAUAAAUGUGACGUAAAACCAUACAAUGCUGACCGUAUUGCUCUGUAUCAAUUCAAAGGUUUCCCUGAGAGUGGAAUUGACGACUGUUGUGACAUCUGGGUGAUGGAGGAGGAGGGCAGUUGGAUCAAACAUUUUAGUGUUGGACCGAUUCCUUGUAGAGCUUUCCAACAGGGGUUUUGGAAGAACGGCAAGCUUGUUUUCCUCAAGCUUAUUCUGGGUUGGGUUUUUCAGCUGACUUGCUGUGACUUCCCAUUGAUUGGCUUACAAUCAGUUCCAAUUUCUGUUAGUAUUGACGUGUUUGCAUAUACAAGGCUGAUUAUGUUUCUAGGCAUUACUGCAUUGUUUCCUAAAUCUAAACCUUGCAAGAUUGAGUGA
This is a messenger RNA of Rhododendron vialii, 603 nucleotides long. RefSeq lists its product as uncharacterized. The coding region runs from base 1 to 603 and encodes 200 amino acids. Lineage: Eukaryota; Viridiplantae; Streptophyta; Magnoliopsida; Ericales; Ericaceae. The record is from RefSeq and is a predicted model, not a curated record. The transcript is spliced from 3 exons.